Molecule: messenger RNA, 525 nt
Organism: Paramecium sonneborni
Lineage: Eukaryota; Ciliophora; Oligohymenophorea; Peniculida; Parameciidae
Source: the annotation of a GenBank genome assembly
AUGAUCAAUUUUAUUUUAUUUUAUUUUGAUAAAUGGGAAAAAUUUCAAUUUCUCUCAAUAACAGUUGUAUUUAUAGAUACGACUGCAGUAGUUGGAGAAAUAGCUUCUAUUAUUAGAUUCUGCAUAAUUUCCAAAGGCUAAUAUGUUUUUGGAACCUCUGAAGAUAUUUAAAAAUAAUUCUAAAUAGGUCAGUUUGGAAGAAUGUAAGAAAUUUUUUUCUAAUUUUUUUUCUGUUAGACUCACAUAUAAUUAAAAAAUUUCCAAUAAUAACACUUAACUUAAAAACUUAAAAUUCUUCAAAAUUACAAAAGGUUUAAUUUUCAGUUUUGUGGCAAUAAAUUUUGGUUUAAUUUUUUAAUUUAUAGUUUUGUUGAUUUUUUACUUUUUGCAAAUGGUAUUUCAAUCAAUCAUAAUAAAUAUUUAAUUAAUUUAAAAUACUUUGUCUUAUCUUAAUCGGCAUUGUUUUGGUAUUUUUGUACCUCAAUGAAACACUAAAUGGAUUUAAUUUUAAUUAGAAAUCAUUGA